Messenger RNA from Symphalangus syndactylus (siamang), 1994 nucleotides. RefSeq lists its product as uncharacterized. NCBI's taxonomy places the organism in Eukaryota, Metazoa, Chordata, Mammalia, Primates, Hylobatidae. The record is from RefSeq and is a predicted model, not a curated record.
AUGCGCUGUCUGCAGGACCCCAGCCAUUCGUUCUGGCAGUCGGUGCCCUACAGUGCCUGCCCUUUGAAGUCUCUUCUUCCCGCUAGGAAGCUGAGCCCGAGUUCCUGCAGCUGCCCCACCUAUAAGCAGCAGAGCAGGACUGAAAUCCGAGUCCUGAGCUAUCUUCUGUCCAAGUCUGAAUUAAGGAUCCGUCUGUGCUUGGCUGGUGGGACCCUGAGAGGACCCCAGUCCUGUCUGUCUGUCUAUCUGCUCAUCCUCCUCACGUACCAACUGUCUCUUAGGGGCAGACAAAGAGCCCACUCCAAGCUGGCCAACAAGCUAGUGGUGCGGCCUGUUGAGGAGCAGGAACCCAAGGGCCCUCAGGCUUCCGAGGAGCGAAACUUGGAGCCACCUUCCUCAGAACAACUGGAACCCACCGUCACGUUCCUGUUUACACUCCUGAACACCUCUGAGCCCACUGAGCCAAAAGACCCUGAAUCGGACUCGGAGAUCCAGGAGUACCAGUUCCUCGAUCAGGAAGACUGGGGCCCCCAGCGGAUCUCAAAGGAGAUCAGGCAGUUGCAGAAUGACUGCAUGAGGCUUCGGGAGUCACUGAACACCACCCAAGUGCACAACCUGGCCCUGGGGGAGAAGCUGCAGAACCUGCCCACCUUGUUGUAUAAGAGCCUGAAGGAGGGAGCCCAGGCCAUCCAGGAGGAGGCCCAGGCCAUCCAGGAUGAAGUGAAGGCCCUGCAGGAGGAAAGCCAGGCCCUGCUGGAGGUGGCUCUGCUCAGUGACCCAAACCCCCCGAAGGCAGGUCUCCUCUUCAUGCUGCCUGACCUGCCCCACGACCACAGAGACAAGGGUCAGGCCUGGCCGGGCCCCAGGCCAGAAGUCGGACACCUCCUCGGGAGGCCGCUCCAUCAGCCAGUUCCUCUCUAGAUCCCGGAAAUAAACUUGGAAGCUAAGCUUCAGCUCCACCAAGUGUCUGUGGGCCCUGGGCUCAUGUGGGGAGCAGGAGGUCACCAUGUCCACACUGAGCUCAGCCCCUUAGCCACCCUCUGACAUCACCCCGACUCCCUCAGUUCACCCAUUCUGGAUCUACCCCUCCCAGACAUGGCCCUGCCCUCCCCCCGCCCCUCACAGAAGGUUCCAGGCCUGGUUGUUGUCAGCCUGGAGAUGAGAGCUCAAGGGCGAUGUUCCCAAGAUAAGCACUGGGGUGGGGCCAGAAAGGGGCCGCAGUCCCUCCCCGGAGGAUCCGGAUACCUGCUCUAACUCCAAAGUGCAGAAGAAUACGGGGGUAUGGGUGGAGGAGGGAUAGGGGAAGAGCCACUAACCAUCUGGUGACCUUGGAAAAGUCCCUUCCCCUUCGUAAGUCAUGGGGUUGGGGGGCAGAGAGAGGUGGUGGCAACUCUCCAAGGGCCCGCAUCCUACACCCCUCAGGCCUGGAGAUACAUAUGGAUUUUGAGUUUCACCCCCAACCCAGGAGCCCUCUGGCUCAGGGCCUCCUGGGAGCCCCCAACCCCCCUCCACCAAUGGGGUUGCAAAAAAUAAUACAAAAAACUGACACAUAUAUAGUCAAGGGGGAGAAAGGAAGGAAUCCUGAUAGAAGAUUGCUAAAUUACAUACAAAAUUGGUUAAUAUUCUAAAGGGCAUUUAUUUUUAAAAUGCCAUAACCCGGGCUGGGCACAGUGGCUCACACCUGUAAUCCCAGCACUUUGGGAGCCCGAGGUGGGCAGAUCACCUGAGGUCAGGAGUUUGAGACCAGUGUGGCCAACAUGGAAAAACCCGGUCUCUACUAAAAAUACAAAAAGUAGCCAGAUGUGGUGGCGCGUGCCUGUAAUCCCAGCUACUUGGGAGGCUGAGGCAUAAGAAUCACUUGAAUCUGGGAGGCUGAGGUUUCAGUGCACCAAGGUGGCACCACUGCACUCCAGCCUGGAUGACAGAGGGAGACACUGUCUCAAAAAAAAAAAAAAGGAAUUUUAAAAUGUAAAAUAAAAACUCCCAUAACCCUG